Chionomys nivalis (European snow vole) is the source of this 2281-nucleotide messenger RNA. RefSeq names its product zinc finger protein 639 (gene Znf639). Gene Ontology annotation, cellular component: nucleus. The coding region runs from base 754 to 2211 and encodes 485 amino acids. The record is from RefSeq and is a predicted model, not a curated record. The transcript has 7 exons. Gene Ontology annotation, molecular function: RNA polymerase II transcription regulatory region sequence-specific DNA binding; DNA-binding transcription factor activity, RNA polymerase II-specific. NCBI's taxonomy places the organism in Eukaryota, Metazoa, Chordata, Mammalia, Rodentia, Cricetidae. Gene Ontology annotation, biological process: regulation of transcription by RNA polymerase II.
CCGGCCUGCCGGGGCCUGUGCGCCGAGCGAGGGCCGCGGGGCGAGCGGGGCCUGCCCAGCUGGGUGCGGGUCGGCGGCCGUGGCUCGGGUGGACUCUGCGGCGUGGAGGCCCACGCCGGCCUGCAGGAGGCCGCUCCUCCUCAGCGGGGACCCGGCCCUGCAUCCUCAGGGACGGCGGGUCUCGGGAAAGGCCAAAUGGGGCCAGCACUCUCCGAAAGCCGCUUCAAUUCCUGUUAUUUGUGACAGGGUCUUGUGUAGCCCAGGCUGGACUUAGAGGCGUGAGCCACAACGCCGAGCUUCAAUCAGAAUGUGAAAAUUCUCUUUUUAUGCUUGAAAUUGUGUGUUUAUUGUGUGCAUGCAUGCACACGUGUGGCACAGCGUAAGUGUAGAGGUCAGAGGACAACUUUCAAGAAGUCUGUUCUUCCACCAUGUGGGUUCCGGGAAUCCCUCAGGUUAGGCUUGCCGUUUUCCAGGUAUCGCUUCCCACCUCCGACCUGUGGCUAAGAACGUGAGGCAAGAUGAACAAACUUGCUGGUGGCAGUAUGGAGCAAUGAGGGUCCAUAUACACAGAGUUAAUUGACACCAGCAGUCCAAAGACAAGUGUUCCAUCUUUGGUCCUGCUAUGUCAUAAUGGACUUUAUCAGAGUUGGUUUCUUCAUUGCUUAAAAUGAGGUAUUUUUUGCCAUCUUGGAAAUUUGCCUGUAAUUCAUUUUCCUUGCUGCAGUACUGAUAAUUAUACCAAAUUGAAAAGAUAUGAAUGAAUAUCCUAAAAAAAGAAAAAGGAAGACUUUACACCCUUCUCGUUAUUCAGAUUCUUCUGGAAUAAGCAGGAUCACAGAUGGAGUCAGUGGAAUCUUUUCUGAUCAUUGUUACAGUGUCUGCUCUAUGAGACAACCUGACUUAAAAUACUUUGACAACAAAGAUGAUGAUUCUGAUCCUGAGACAUCAAAUGACUUGCCCAAAUUUACAGACGGAACUAAGGCCAGAAACAGGAAUCAGAACUACCUUGUUCCCAGCCCUGUGCUUAGAAUUCUAGACCACACUGUCUUUUCCACAGAAAAGUCUGCUGAUGUGGAAAUCUGUGAUGAAGAAUGUGAUUCGCCCGAGUCUGUGCCUCAGCACACUCAAGAGGAGAGCCCUAUAGAGGUUCACACCUCAGAAGAUGUCCCAAUUGCCGUAGAAGUUCAUGCCAUUUCUGAAGAUUAUGAUAUAGAGACAGAGAACAAUUCCUCCGAGAGCCUCCAAGACCAGACUGAUGAAGAACCACCAGCUAAACUCUGUAAAAUACUUGACAAGAGCCAAGCUUUGAAUGUGACUGCCCAACAGAAGUGGCCUUUACUGAGAGCCAACAGCAGUGGCCUCUACAAGUGUGAACUUUGUGAAUUCAACAGUAAGUACUUUUCUGACCUAAAGCAGCAUAUGAUCCUGAAACACAAGCGUACUGACUCGAAUGUGUGUCGAGUGUGUAAGGAAAGCUUUUCCACUAAUAUGCUUCUCAUUGAGCACGCCAAACUUCAUGAAGAAGACCCCUACAUCUGUAAGUACUGUGACUAUAAGACAGUGAUCUUUGAGAACCUCAGCCAGCACAUUGCGGACACCCACUUCAGUGACCACCUUUACUGGUGCGAGCAGUGUGACGUGCAGUUCUCCUCCAGCAGUGAGCUCUACCUGCACUUCCAGGAGCACAGCCGCGAUGAACAGUACCUGUGCCAGUUCUGUGAGCACGAGACAGGCGACCCUGAGGACCUGCACAGCCACGUGGUCAAUGAGCAUGCUCGAAGACUGAUAGAGCUAAGUGACAAGUGCAGCGGUGGUGGGCACGGGCAGUGCAGCCUUUUAAGCAAGAUCACCUUUGACAAAUGCAAGAACUUCUUCGUGUGUCAAGUAUGUGGAUUUCGUAGCAGACUUCACACAAACGUGAACAGACAUGUUGCUAUCGAGCAUACUAAAAUCUUCCCCCACGUUUGUGAUGACUGUGGGAAGGGCUUUUCCAGCAUGUUAGAAUAUUGCAAGCAUCUAAAUUCACAUUUAUCUGAAGGGAUUUAUUUAUGCCAAUAUUGUGAAUAUUCAACAGGACAAAUCGAAGAUCUUAAAAUUCAUCUUGAUUUCAAGCAUUCAGCUGACUUGCCUCAUAAAUGCAGUGACUGCCUGAUGAGGUUUGGGAAUGAAAGGGAAUUAAUCAGUCACCUUCCAAUCCAUGAGACUACCUGACUGUUAACUUUACAUAAUGUUUAUGUAAAAUAAUUUUUUUUAAUAUUAAAAUGGGUGAUCUGAAACAUAA